AUGAAGGGCGUCUCUUUCUUUCCGUCGGCCGCCUUGUGCCUGGCCGCGGUCGCUGCGGGGCUCGCCAUGCCCAGAAGCUAUGCAGUCGACAGGUCGUACAGCUUGAUGUCAGAGGCGGGAACCAAUUACAGCGUCUUUGAACACGCAGCCACGAACUCUAGAACCCGGUUUGUCCAGGACUCGGGCAUCUGCGAGACGACGCAAGGGGUUAAGCAGUUUUCGGGCUACUUCGACGUCGGAACCGACCAGAACAUGUUCUUCUGGUUCUUCGAAGCGCGUAAGGACGCGAAGACGGCGCCCCUUGCCUUGUGGCUGAACGGCGGGCCUGGAUGCAGCUCCAUGCUCGGCCUCUUCCAGGAAAACGGACCCUGCACGUUCGGCACAGGGGGCGGCGCGGAGCCGACUUUGAAUCCCAACUCAUGGAACAACUUUGCAAACAUGCUCUACGUGGACCAGCCGAUCGGGGCCGGUUUCAGCUACGGCACGAGCGAUACAACCAGCACAGUCAAGGCCGCGCCCAAGGUUUGGGCACUGAUGCAGUCCUUCUAUACCCAGUUCCCCGACUACAAGAACCGCGACUUCGGUGUGUUCACCGAGUCGUACGGCGGUCACUACGCCCCAGAGUUUGCCGACUACUUCCAGGACCAGAACGAGGCCAUUGACAAGGGGACGGUCAAGGGCGAAAAGAUCAAGUUGGUAGCCGUUGGAAUCAACAACGGCUGGAUCGACCCAGAGGCCCAGUACCCCGCUUACUUGGAGUACGCCGUUAACAACACGUACAACAAGAUCAUCGACCAGAGCAAGCACGAUGAGAUCGUCAAGUUGUAUGAGAAGGACUGCAAGCCGGCGAUAGCCAAGUGCACGGAGAUCGAGGGCCAGGACGAGGCCUGCGUGGCGGCCGAUACGACUUGCUACAACGCCGUGGAAGCCCCCAUAGAGGCCGUCAAGACCUUCAACGUGUACGACGUCAGGGCCAAGGACGACAAGUUCCCGCCCAACACGUACGCGAAGUACCUGCAGAAGCCCGAGGUCGUGAAAGCCAUCGGCGCAAAGUCGUCGUACCAGGAGUGUCCUCAGGGGGCCUAUGACAAGUUUACUUCCACCGGUGACGCUCAAAGAUCGUUCCUCAAAAAGCUUCAGGAGGUGAAAAACAAAGAUGUCCAGGUCCUCAUUUGGGCUGGUGACGCCGACUUCAUCUGCAACUACAUCGGUAACUACGAAGUGGUGAAGAAGGUCGGAGGCGAGGAGUUUGAGAAGGCGGAAAUGAAGGACUUCAAAAUGGACGGGAAGAAGAAGGGCGAGUUCAAGACCGUCAAGAACCUGAGCUGGCUGAUGGUCUAUGAGGCCGGCCACGAGCUUCCGGCGUACCAGCCCGAGGUCGCGUUCGAGGCCUUCAAGCAAACCAUGUCCAAGAAGCCCAUUUCGUCGCCGCAGUAA
This is a messenger RNA of Colletotrichum higginsianum IMI 349063, 1437 nucleotides long. RefSeq names its product Serine carboxypeptidase. Lineage: Eukaryota; Fungi; Ascomycota; Sordariomycetes; Glomerellales; Glomerellaceae. The transcript has 6 exons. Bases 1 to 1437 code for a protein of 478 amino acids. Gene Ontology annotation, molecular function: serine-type carboxypeptidase activity. Gene Ontology annotation, cellular component: fungal-type vacuole. Gene Ontology annotation, biological process: proteolysis. The record is from RefSeq and is a predicted model, not a curated record.